CCGAUGGAAUACAACAUCGGACAAGAGACACAGAACUUCUCCACUUCGAAGACAAGACCGAUUUGUUUCUGUCUACUCGUUGACUGACGUAAAUUAUUGUACACCAAAUCUAGCUAUAAUCGCUAGAAAGAAGAUAAUUUUUGAGACCUUGCACAACACUAAAAUAAAAUCAAAAUGUCCAGUGAACGUGACAUAUUAUCUGUUGAAGAAUUAAACCUAACCGCACGACACAGCAUCAAGAAUAUAAUUGAAAAGGAAGAAUUUACUUCAUACAGCGUGGAUGUCAGAGAUCCAACUUCUAGCAUAGGAAAUUUAUUUGGAUUUUUGCAAACGGUCAUAAUUACGGGAAAAACCAAGGAUAACAAUAAAAAGGAACUGAUGCUAUUCCUUAAAAACUUUAUACCCGAACAAAAACAGUAUUCAGCUCUCGAUGUUCCGGAGGCAUACCAGAGAGAAGCAUUUAUGUAUAAAGAGUUGUUUAAACUUUUUGAGACAAUUGAAGAUAAAUACGAAAUUCCACAAGAAGAGAAACUGAAUACUGUUAAGGGAUAUAGCGAAACGAACGAUGAAGUCAUAAUUUUAGAAGACGUUUCUUUUAAAGAUUACAAAACAUAUGACGGGUCCGAAGUAAUGCCCUUAAAAUAUGCAGAAUUGUCAAUUGAACAACUUGCCAAACUACAUGCAGUGGCAUUUAUUAUACAGAAGGAAAAUCCAACUUAUUUUGAAGAAAAGAUUAAAACCUUAAAUGCAUCGUACAUAUUUGGUCUUAACCUUGAAAUAUAUUUUAAAAAUUGCUGUGACAUUGCAAAAGAAGCUUUAGACGAAGAUGCAAAAUCUAAACUGGAACAGUUUUUCCCAAAACUGAUUAAAGUUUACUCUAAAUAUAAAUAUGCCACAUUAGGUGAAGCUAUUUGUAUUGUACAUUCAGAUUACCGGAUAAACAAUAUAAUGGUUAAAGAAUUUGACGGACAAGCCUCUAAAGUGAUCCCUAUCGAUUACCAACUGACACACUUUGGCCAUCCUAUCACGGACUUAUUGCACUUCAUUUUCUUAGGAAGUGACCAGGAUUUCAGAAAAAACCACAUGAAUCACUUAAAAGAAUUAUAUUACAGCAGUUUCGAGAAGUUUUUGAAGAGAUUCGAUAUUGUGGCUGAAAAUGUCUAUUCCAAAAAGAAAUUCGAGCAGGAUUUCAGUGAAAACAUGGACUAUGGAUUGAUGUGUUUCUUGUUUUACUUGCCGUAUACAUUUGGAAAGAGAGGUGAAGCCCCAAUUUUGGUGAAAGGGCUCGAGGACAUUCCGAUUGACUUGGAUGACAGUUACAAGGACAGAUUUCGUGGAAUUGUUGAUGACCUUAUACAGUGGGGAUACUUGUAAAUUUUGUGCAUAUUGAAGCAAUAUUAAUUUUUAAUUAAAAACUUAGCUUUUCCAGACUUCACCCCGCGUAAAAUUCUAUUGAAUUUAAAGCUUGUGUACAGAUAACCGCACAGCAAGGAUAAUAAAAACUUUACAAUAUCAUGCGUUUUAAUUAAGUGGUAAUUUUUGCUCCCACAACACAGGGAAUCCUAGUGUGGGAACCAAUGUCUUACUUUACUGCUAACAUGGAAACUUUUGAAAUAAAUAAAUUUAUUAUUUAUUUAUUUAUCUGAUAUAUGGUAUAUCAUAAUCUGGUGUUAUUAUUAUGGAUCCUAUAGUACAACACCUUCAAACACAAUCCGUUCAGUAGUUUUUCCUUGAAGGGGUAACAAUUAAGCGCUUCUGAAUUUGUAAAAAUAAAGUGUAUUAAAUAAGUACAGUCUCUGUUUAUU
Molecule: messenger RNA, 1805 nt
Organism: Ostrinia nubilalis (European corn borer)
Lineage: Eukaryota; Metazoa; Arthropoda; Insecta; Lepidoptera; Crambidae
Exons: 2
Coding region: 175-1374 (399 amino acids)
Source: RefSeq, a predicted model, not a curated record